CAUGCGUGUAAACGCCUCGCCCGGCGCGUCGACUGCACCCGCCAUUGCAAAAGGUAUAUAAUAAAGCUCGAUGCCGUGCCUGCUGCCCGCGGUGCAUCCGCAACGUACUAGGUAGACAUGAGAGACUACGAGUAUCAGCCCCUCGGCCCCGGCGAGAUCCGCCUCCUCCGCCUCGAGGCCGCCCGCCCGGACGAGCCCCUGUCGGGCACCAUCCUCCACCACCGGCUGCGCAACCCCGUCUACCGCCCCCGGGCCGAGGAGGGCGAUGCGGACGGCGGCUACCUCGAGCACGCGCUCGCCUACGAGGCCAUCUCGUACCACUGGGGUGCCGACAACCAGACGCCCUUUGACGUCGUCAUCGACCAUGGCUCCGUCAUCCGCAUCACGGCCUCGCUGCACACGAUCCUGCGUCGCCUCGUCCUGCCCGACGGCCCGCGCGUGCUCUGGGCCGACGCCAUAUGCAUCAACCAGGUCACCUCGGCCGACAACCGCGAAAAGGGCGAGCAGAUCCAGAUGAUGCCCGACAUCUACCGCAUCGCGUCGUGCGUCCAGGUCUACCUCGGCCCCGGCGCCGACGACGUCGCCCUCGCCCUCGACUUCAUCCGCUCCAUCGCCGACUACUCCGAGUACCUCGACACCUCGCAGCACGACGACGGCGAGACCGCCACGGCCCUCGCCCAGCAGCGCGGCUUCGUCCUGCCCCCCGUGGGCGACCCGCGAUGGCCCGCCCUCCGCGCUUUUCUGCGCCGGCCCUGGUUCCGCCGCGUCUGGAUCAUCCAAGAGUUCGUCUAUGCGACCGACGUCGCCGUCACCUGCGGCGACCACGACAUCGACUGGCACCUCCUGUGGCUCUGCGCCAAGGCCUACGCCGACAACCGCCAGCUCAUCUACACCGGCUACUCCCCCGACCUCUUCGGCACCCGCCGUCUUGACCUCUUCCGCGAGGCCCACGAGGGGGCUCGCGCCAUGCUCGUCGUCACCGACCUGCGCAUGCGCGCCUGGGGCUACAUGACGCCCACCUACAUGAUCCUCAGCCUGAACGAGAACCGCGACAAGGACAAGUUCUCAGGCCUGUCCAUCCGCAAGGACCUCAACGCCAUCAAGGAGUACGAGCGCUUCGCCAAGACGACGCUGCUCCACGACCGCGCCAAGGGCGAGACGUUUCCCUUUGGCCGGCCCGACAUGCUGCAGCUGUUGCGCCGCACCAGCAACUUCCUCGCCACGCAGCCCGUCGACAGGCUAUACGCCCUGCUCGGCCUCGCCGGCACCGACCACAUCAAGCCCGUCUACUCGGAGCAGCAGACGCUCAACGUGGUCGCCACCAAGUUUGCCGCCCACUUCAUGACGACAGGAUCGCUGUCCGAGGUGCUGUCUACGGCGGGCGUCAGGUCUGCGACGCCGUCCCCCAACGACCCGCCGUCUUGGGUGCCAAACUGGACAAAGAUGACGUACUCGCAGGACAUGCAAAUCGGCUUCAAUCGGCUGGCGGAUAUCCAGGACAAAGACGACAGGGAGAAGGACAACGGCGCAGAGCAGCCGGCAGCAGGAGACGAGGCAACUGUCAGGGAAGGCGAGAAACCGACCGAGGAGGCGCAGCCAAGGGAAAAGGACAGCGAACGACUGUAUUCGGCGUCGGGCGCUUUGCCGCAGGUCUUCCACAUCAAUGAACUCGAGGCGUCGCUCACCAUCAAGGUCACACCGGUCGACCGCGUUGUCCUCGUCCUGCCGGGUCAGCUGUGCCUGGGAACGCCCAUGUACCUGUACAUGGCCCAGAAGCUCGGCCCGGUGUAUGCCGACGGCCAACCCAUCGAAGAGGCCUUUUGGCGAACGCUUAUCGGCAACCGUACCUGGAACGGUCUGGCUGUGCCGGACCGAUACGCCGCGCAGUACGUGAACCUCAAGCGGCACGAGACGGGCCUCCUCGCGCGGGCGAUGCUGUUGCUCGUAAUCGUGGCCUUGAUUGCGCUGCCCUUUGUGACUAUCGCUAUCCGCUGCAUUCCGUUCACCGGCCACGUGGGCCUCGUGACGGCCGCCGUGGCCUGGAAGGUCUCCACGGUAUCCGGCGUCGUCUUGCCCGGCAUCGUGUACCUCACCCUCUUGCCGCUGUUCCGCUGGCUCUGGAUCACCGCGCUGGUGCCCUUGCUGGUUGUGAUCGCCUGGUACCUGGCGGCCAAGGUGUACCCGCUCCUCGUCCUCGAUGCCCUCAAGUACAUUGGCGUCACCACCGCCGCCAGCAUCGGGUCGGUGCCCGAGGACUGCACCGAGUACCUGACGAGCUUCAUGGUGAUGGGCAACAGGUACAACCUGUGCUUCACCGAGGGGAGGCUCAUGGGGCUGCUGCCGCUGCUGACCAAGGAGGGCGACAUUGUGGUCAUUGUGCACGGGUGCCACGCGCCGUUUGUGGUGAGGCCGACGCGACGCCAAGGAUACUACAAGCUCGUGGGCGAGUGCUACGUGCACGGGGUCAUGAAUGGCGAGCUGGCGGCGAGCGAGUCGAUCGACAUUGUCCUGUGUUAGCACGUCACCGUCGAACCCACGGCGAUGCGUCCAUGCCGUAGUCAUUCUGCCAACACGUCAGCGGGCCUGCUCGCUGCUCGCCUGCGCGCUGUGCCGUCACUCACCUCGUAAAGCUAGCGUUACACGCCGAUGCCGUCAACAGACGUGUGCAUCGGCUCAUUCCC
Purpureocillium takamizusanense is the source of this 2681-nucleotide messenger RNA. RefSeq lists its product as uncharacterized. The coding region runs from base 118 to 2517 and encodes 799 amino acids. NCBI's taxonomy places the organism in Eukaryota, Fungi, Ascomycota, Sordariomycetes, Hypocreales, Ophiocordycipitaceae. The transcript has a single exon. The record is from RefSeq and is a predicted model, not a curated record.